Molecule: messenger RNA, 6739 nt
Organism: Corythoichthys intestinalis (scribbled pipefish)
Lineage: Eukaryota; Metazoa; Chordata; Actinopteri; Syngnathiformes; Syngnathidae
Product: collagen alpha-1(XIX) chain-like
Exons: 52
Coding region: 154-3507 (1117 amino acids)
Source: RefSeq, a predicted model, not a curated record
GACUUUUAUUUCCAAGUCCUCAAACCCGGAGUCGGGACUGAUCGGUAUCUCACAUGGAUUACGCUCUGCUUGCUGCGUUGUCUUCCUCAUUACCUUAGAGAGGAAACUUUACCUGCAACUGUCUUCAAGGAUACAGUUUCCUGUCCCAGAGCCAUGACCUGCUUGCUAAAAUGGAAUGUUUUUCUUUGGACUGUACACUUAACUCAUUGUAUUUUCGGAAUGGCCGUUAAUGAUGGAACAGAUCACUCCUGCCCCUCACUGAAUGUAGAUGUACUCAGAUUUUCUGAUAUCUUAGAAGAACCAUUGGAUAUCACAGGAUUUGACCUCACAGAAAAGUUUCUUCUCCGAAAGGGGACAGUGACGGAAGACUUGCCUUCAUUUCGCCUGGGAAGCAGCCCACUUAUCAAGCCAACAAAACAUGUAUUCCCAGAUGGAUUACCAAGUGAAUAUUCCCUUGUCACCAUUUUUCGUGUGAGAAGAACUACAAAAAGAGACCGAUGGUAUCUUUGGCAGAUAUUUGACCAGGCCGGGGACACUCAGGUGUCAGUUGUGGUUGAUGGCAGCAAGAAGGCAGUGGAAUUCUCCUCACAGAGCCUGACGAAGAAUGUUCUCCGCUACACAUUUAAGAGUCGUGACCUACACGCCCUCUUUGAUCGCCAGUGGCACAAGCUGAGCUUUUCCGUACAGAGCAACAUUGUUUCUGUAUACAUGGACUGCAAGCUAAUAGAAAGGAGGCUGACUGCCGAAAGGGACGGCAUCGACCCCAGUGGGCGUACACUCAUCACCACUCGAAUACAAGAUGGACGGCCUGUGGAUGUUGAACUCAAGCAAAUGAUCCUGUAUUGUGAUCCUUAUAUGGUCGAUAUGGAAACAUGCUGCGAGCUCCUGGAGCCACAGUGUGAAGCCAAGAAGACAUUCAAUGACACUCUGCCUCCCCCGGUGACAUCCCAGCUUCCACAAAUGCUGUCUCAGCCCCUCUCACAGCCAGUUGACAGAUGUCACUGCCCAGCUGAAAAGGGAGAUGCUGGUCUUCCGGGUAUGGUUGGACUUCCUGGACCAAAGGGGGACGUGGGAGAAAAAGGAGAACCAGGUGAGGCCUGCAGUCAAGGGAUCAUGGGUCAGAAGGGAGAAAAUGGUUCUGAAGGACAGAAGGGCAUCAAUGGGGAGAAGGGUCCAACAGGUGACCCAGGACCAGUUGGUCCCAAGGGACAAAAAGGUGAUACUGGUCUGCCAGGGGCUCCAGGGAUGGCUGCUGACAGAGAAUACCACAAAGGAGAUCAGGGCCCACCUGGUGAGAAAGGAGACAAGGGACAGGAUGGGGUGCCUGGCCAGCCAGGAGAAGCAGGCAAGGAGGGCAAAAGGGGGCGCAGAGGAAAGACUGGGAUGCCUGGACCAGAAGGAAAGCCCGGGGAAAAGGGUGAGGCUGGUGUCUCGCAAGAAAAGGGGGCAAAAGGAGACAGAGGAGAUCCUGGUCAGUCAGGUGCAGAUGGUGCCGAAGGGAUGAAAGGACAGAAAGGUGAUGCUGGUCCACCCGGUCUACCUGGUCCUGUGAUGACAGCUCAUGGAUUGAAGCAGCUCUCUGAACCUGAUGCAAUGAUAAGUAUGCAGAAGGGAGAAAAGGGCGAUCGGGGAAACAUUGGGAUGCCAGGACAGAAAGGAGAUUUAGGUCCUGAGGGAAAGCAAGGCCCGUCUGGACCAAGUGGAGUCCCAGGAGAGCCCGGUUCACCAGGGAUGCCCGGCAAAGAUGGCCCAAAAGGAGAAAAGGGAGACUUGGGGGAAGUGACAGUGCUUCAAGGACCUCCAGGAUCUAAGGGCGAGCCUGGAGAGCCUGGAUAUGUGGGUGAUGGUUAUAUGUCCAGAGGCUCUCGUGGACCCAAGGGGGAACGAGGCGUCCCAGGACUGCCUGGAGAGCACGGUGAUAAAGGCGAGCCUGGAGACAGCAUCACAGGCAUGCCUGGCCCCUCAGGACCUCCAGGAAAGCCAGGAAUUGAGGGUCUUCGUGGAACCCCAGGUUCACCUGGCCCUGCAGGAGCUCCAGGAAGAGAGGGCCCUCCUGGCAGACCAGGCCCCCCUGGCCCUGCUGGACCUCCAGGUGAACCAACUGCACUACCAAUUGUUGGAGAUACAGGGACUUUUUUUAAGAAUGCCUGCAGUGUUUGCCAAAUGAGAUUCUCCGGACUGACUGGACAGAGGGGUGAGAAGGGCUCCCCUGGGGUGCCUGGACAUGAUGGCAUGGAGGGAGAGAAGGGUGAGCCAGGUGUAAGAGGUCCAAUGGGGAAUCCUGGGAAGGAAGGCCCAAAGGGAUUGAAAGGAGAACGAGGUUUCUCUGGCCCCGCAGGACAUAAGGGCGAUGAGGGACCUCCUGGAGUCCCCGGACUUCCUGGAGUGACAGGUCGCACCGGGGAGCCAGGCCUCAUGGGUCGCCCUGGUCCAAUGGGACAAACAGGAGUAAAAGGGGAAAAAGGAAAUGAAGGACCUCCCGGUCGACCAGGCCUUCCAGGACCUCCAGGGGUACCCUAUGUGGAGGGCAACGGGAUGAGCGGUCUGUACAAGCUGCAGAGUGGUGGAGCUAUUUUAGGACCCCCUGGGGCUCCCGGUGCUCCGGGUCCCAAAGGAGAUGAAGGACUUUCAGGAGAACCGGGGCUCAUGGGAUUACCUGGGCUUGAAGGUCUACCAGGUGCUAAGGGGGAUGUUGGUCUGCCUGGUCCACCUGGAUUACCAGGUCCUAUUGGGAAACCCGGACCUCGGGGAGAACCAGGGAUCCCAGGAGAGCCGGGUGAAAGGGGGCCCCUCGGAGAGACGGGGUUCCCGGGACCCGAGGGACCGCAAGGUGUUGCUGGCAGACCUGGAAAAGAUGGAACUCCCGGCUACAAGGGAACGCCAGGGAGACUGGGGGACAGAGGAUCCAAAGGUGAACGUGGUGAUCCCGGAAUUCCUGGAGAGAGAGGUGUCCAGGGAGAAAGAGGACGCCAAGGAGAAAGUGGCCUGACUGGCCCGAGUGGACCCCAAGGACAAAAGGGAGAUACUGGCCCUCCGGGACGGUUGGGUGACCCAAACUUCAUGGAAGAAGUCAAAAUGUUCAUCAGGACUGAAAUUUUAAGAAUCUUUGAAGAAAAGUUGUCUAGCGCUGCCCUGCUACAGAAGUUGCCAGCAGGCAUUUUAGCCUCACAUGUCCAAGGUCCUCCAGGUCUACCAGGCAAGGACGGUUUGCCAGGCUCACCAGGAGAGCCUGGUUCUCCUGGUCCUCAAGGGUACAGGGGGCAGAAAGGAGAAAGAGGUCAGGUUGGUUUCGGCCUACAAGGGGAUCCAGGACCCAUGGGACCACCAGGCCUUCCGGGGGCAACUUCUCAGGGUCCUCCUGGCUCUCCCGGACCCCGUGGACCGGCAGGGACUUGCGACCCAAGUGACUGUCAUCCAUUUGAGCCUAGUGUGGCUUUCAGCCAUCCUGCUCCGAGCUCACAAGUGCAGCCUGACACUGUCCGUGAUAGGAAAGGAGGGACAGUGUGAUCCGGGUCUCUACAAUCAACAUUUGGAUGCAGUAGGGGUCUUUUUGUGACAUUGCUAAUGGGCUUGUUUUGAAUGCAUUUUUUUUAACUGUACAUUUAGAUUAGGUCUUGUUUUCACCCACCCCUCUUCCCUGCUCUGAUGUAAUGCAUUCCUCCUCAACUAUUACGUAUCCGAGGGCCAUGAAAUGACUUGGUUUAGUUACUUUCAGCCCCGUUGGAUUCGUUGGAAUAACAUGAUCUUAAUUAUUUGUUUGCCUCCUUAAUUGGCACGCCUCUGCACCCUUCUGUUCAAAUUCAGAUAAGCCGUCUUGCUAGCAGAAGUCGUGCGUGUGUGCAAAAUACGACCAAGAAUGAGAUUAUCUGAAUGUUUGUUUCAUGUGCGCCUGUGAGAGAAUUAGAAGCUCUUUACUUCUGUCGAUUUUGCACGGUGGUCUUUGGUUUGAGCCGUCGCCCUUUGGAACUCCUUGUUAUCAAGCUACUGCAGGGCCCGCGGGUGACCUAAAACAUUUAAAUAAUAGUGUAAUAAUAGAUGUGUGUUUCAAGGGAGAGGGAGCAAAACAUCUGAAAUGAAAAUAUCUUUGGAAAAAAAAAAAAGAAAAGGAUCUAGCGCCUUACGUAUAACCAAAGUGCAUCCACUGUGUCUGAUAUAAAAUUAUUUAUUUUUGUGGUGAGAUCUUAAAGACUGUAUUAAAAGGACUCUUUUAUUUCUGGAAGGUGGAUUAACCCAUUUCUAUAUGAGUGUGGCUUAGUUUAGGUUUAUCAUAAAGUGAUUUGCAUCGUGCAUGAUAAUCAUUUAAAAAAAAAAAAAAAAAAGUGUCUUCCCAUUUAGUGGUGAAACAUCAGUCUUUAAUUAGCUUUGCCAUGGCAACUGGCUGUACAAAAAAAGGGAGAAAACCCAUUGAGGGCAGAUUUAUACUCAUGAAAAUGUGCUGUAUUUAAAACGUCUAAAAUUUUCAUGCGACUGAUAUAAUUUCAGCUUUAUGGAGGAGUAUUAGGGCCACAAAGACUAGAAAACAGUAAAUAAGCUAAUAAAGCUGUAUUAUUACAAGAAUAAAGUUCUAAUGAUGUUUCUGAAGAUGUAGUACCGGUAAUUAGAAUGAAAUAUUUCUUGCAGCUAUUUACAUCUUCUAAAAUGUUCUUAAUUAUAAUGAAAUGUAUCACAGUAAUAAGAAUUCUUGUAACAAUUUAGUCAUCAUGGGAUCCUUUAAUCGUAAUAUUUUUGCUUCUGUUUUGUUUUCUAGUAAUUUUAUUACUUUACGGCAAGGGAAAGUUGUAUUUUAUUCAACUUUUUUGUUGUCCUGUACUCAAUUACAGUGGUACCUCUACAUAUGAAUUUAAUUCAUUCCAGGACCUGGUUUGUAUGUCAAAAUGGUCGUAUAUCAAGCGGGAUUUUCCCAUGAGAAUACAUUGUAAAUCGAUGAAUUUGUUCCACAGCCCAAAAACCUACGCCAAAUCCUUAUAGGGAACCACGGAUAGAAGGAGAUGUAGUUCUUAAAAGAUAAAUCUUAGUACGAGUUAUAAUAAUUUAAUAUUAAAACCCCUCUUAAUGUUUUUGUUUCAAUAAAAUUUGUAAAAUUAUUUUAGCUUGUAGGUCGCCAUUGUUGUUGACGUCGCAGGACGGUAACGUCACAUGGCCACGCUGCCGGAAUUCCAUGUGCCACUCUUUAAAAAAAACAAAAAAAUGUGUCACUCUUUAAUUAUGUAAGGUAGUGAUUUAAAUACGCCACACGGUGUCAGUGAUGCCGUAGUUUUCCUUUAAUCCACAGUGGGGUGUAAGGCAGAGAGAAAGGAGAGUGGACACAGGCGUUCAGAUUCGCAGCUUGUACCGCGCCAUUUAUUGGCAUAAGCUUCGGCAACUCCAACACAACAAACAUAAGUAUCAUAUAGUGAAAAGAAAACAAAAAUAAUAUUCAUAUCUCUCAAAAAAUAAUGUUCACGAAAAGAAAAGUGCUUCAAUCUGUCUUAAUGAGGCCCUAUUCUCACACUGUUAAACAACAAGACAAAGAGAACGGUGGCCUAUACUACAAAGCCGGUUUUCUGGCUUAGCAGGGUAACUUGGGGAGUAACUUCAUCACGUGCAGCCUAUCUUGCCCGCUAACCGGGAUUACGAAAGGUGGAUAUGUUGGAACUGGGGAGUGUUGCCAUGGCAACACACGCCACACGUCAAACCUGGUCGUCUCAGAGUUAGAUCUUGUUUAACCCCAGGAUUCCGAUUAAACAGCACUCCUCUGCGGAUGUCUCCUCCUGACAAUGACAGCGUACCUGGACGACCCAUACGACAUUGGCGCGCGGAUUGUGAGGGGCUCUCUUCGGAGGGCGCAGGUUUUUGGAGACCGCCAAAAGAAAGGACAUAUACGUAUUCAUACAGUCAAUGGGACUAAACAUACAAUCAUCCUGCUUCAUGUGGUGAUGCGCGAUAAAUUAUUUCUUACAGUUAACGUACCAAAUCUUAUUUUAUUGUCCUGACAGCAGGCUUUAUUUCUUUUCAUGGACAUAAGUUAACUGGCAUAUUGACGCAUUCACAAAUCACACGAUCUGUAUAUUCGCUGCUAACAGACCCAGACCCGUCGCGCUCUACUUGCCGAAGCGGUGUUGGAUUUCGCGGUGAGGGUGGAUUUUAAUUCCUCAUAACUCCGCAUGAUUAUCGCGCAUUCCUCCUCUGUGAAGAAAGGUGCCCGUGCCAUCGUCACAAGUAGUGGUGACUCUUGUCUCUGCCCCGUUUUAUGUGAACGUGCAGUAACUCUGACUGGGUUGACACAAGUUUGACUAAUCAACCUCAUAAUCAGCGUCGUAGUACCGAUUGACCACAAACUAGAUAACCAGGUUUUGUCAACUCCGGUUACCCGCUGGUAAACUGGAUUACUUCAGGAGAGGUUGAACUCCGUUCGUAGUAUAGGCCCCAGGCAUUCACAAAUUCACAAUCAAAAUAGAUAUGCAAAAUAAACAUAAAACUUAAUCAGACUUUGGUCAAACUCUAUUUAAACAUUUUAGCAACUCGUUUAGCUCAACAAAUGCAAUGGAUGGCAAUAUUUAGUCACAAUGUAAAAACUAUGAUCCUGGGAGCCAUUAUCAGGAGUCUUGUUUGUUGUUAAGACAACACUCAAAUGAACGUAAAUCACAAUGGACCCGCACUAAACAGGAAACUACUGCGUCACUCGAGGGACAAAACACACUCAUUAGCUUGAUCUCUUAUUAAUUUAAAACUCACCAUUGACACCUUAUUGUGUAUUUAA